Messenger RNA from Symbiodinium necroappetens, 1520 nucleotides. NCBI's taxonomy places the organism in Eukaryota, Dinophyceae, Suessiales, Symbiodiniaceae. The record is from the annotation of a GenBank genome assembly.
GCCAUGGUGGCAAUGGCCUUCAUGACCCGUGGCGAGGAUCUGGAAGAACGGGCACUGCAUCAAGACGAUCAGUGCACAGGAGAGCAGUGUGCACUGAAUGCGUUGCAGCAUCGGGGAGCCAAAAUCGCCACCGAAGCUGUCGAGGCCGAAGAGCUUCAGGCAGAAGAUGAGGUGGAGGACAUGGUGGACACCGAGGAGGACUUGGGGGUCAACUACACAGAGCUCAUGGAGUACGGCUGCUUUGCGAAGCCGUCGAACAUGCGUCUGUCCUGGAGAGCCAGUGGUCGAGACUUCUUCCAGCAGUUCACGUUUGUCACGCAGGAUGACACACAUGGAGCUCACAAGUAUCUCAACUUUCACGACGCAGUGAGACACGGAGUGAUUGGGGCGACGAACCACGGCUCUGUCUUCAUGAAGAUCGGGGGUAUCGAGCCCACAGGUGAGUGGAUCGCGCCGUACAAGCGUCAUUCGGUCAUGAUCCACUCCAACUACGCUUGGCAUCCACAGGAUGGCUUUCUGGUGGUCAUGAAGUACAACCAUGUGCCUUGGGGUCCAUCCAUCUGGCCGGCAUUCUGGCUGAUGAACAGCGACAAGGUGUGGCCUGAUGGUGGAGAGUUCGAUAUCAUGGAGUUCGCGAACGAUGAGACGGCCGCCUCAGCAUCUCCCUUCCCCGCUUUCGACAUGGGACCCCACAUGACCUUCGCAUCAUUGCUCGCGGCCGUGGUCUCUGCACAAAACAUCACAAGCAUCGUCACCUCCCUGCGAGAUCCCGUCUACCUCAACGGAGCCACUGGCAUUGCCAUCUCGGGGGAUCAUGCCUAUGUGACCGCAGAGUACGACGCUGGGAUCACCAUUCUCAACAUCGCUGAUCCCAGCAACCCCAGCCUUGUGGGCAGCAUCGCAGAUCCUCAGCUGAGUAGUGCCGUGGGCAUCGCCAUCUCUGGGGACAAAGCUUUCGUGAGCUCAUUCUUAACCGGCUUGUCAGUUGUUGACAUCGCUGACCGUGGCAACCCAACAAUCACAAGCUCCCUUUACAACGGCACUCUACUCCAUGGAGCUUUUGAUGUCAAAGUCGUGGGAGACUACGCAUACGUGUCGGCAAGUUUCAGCAACUGCUUCACGGUGAUCGACAUCAGCGAUGUUAGCAACCUCAGAAUCGCAGGCUGGAUCAAGGACGCAACGGUACUUGGCUAUGUCAGAGGCAUGGACGUUGUUGGCGGCUACGCUUACGUGACCGUACAGGACUUUGACCGCCUGGCCGUGAUCAACAUCACCGAUCCCCGGAACCCUGCCGUCGCAGGAGUCUUGCAGUCUCCUUUGCUUGAAGCAGCGACGGAUGUGGCCGUGGUUGGGAACUUCGCCUAUGUGAGCGCGGUGAGAUGGGGGUCCACCCCGGGCAUCACUGUUGUCAACAUCGCGGACCCAAGCAACCUCACAAUUGAGUCCGCGAUCUUCGAUUCGGACUUGUUUUGCACCAUCUCGGGCAUCUCCGUCGCUGGGGGCUAUGCGUAUGCAGUGGG